Homalodisca vitripennis (glassy-winged sharpshooter) is the source of this 2936-nucleotide messenger RNA. RefSeq names its product leucine-rich repeat-containing protein 24-like. Gene Ontology annotation, molecular function: protein binding. NCBI's taxonomy places the organism in Eukaryota, Metazoa, Arthropoda, Insecta, Hemiptera, Cicadellidae. The record is from RefSeq and is a predicted model, not a curated record.
AUGAAGGUGUGUUGGUGGCUGCUGGUGCUAGCGCUGGGCCUGACCCGAGGCGACACAGACUGGAGCAGUAACUGCCCCAGCAUCUGCAAGUGCAAAUGGAACUCGGGCAAGAAAGUGGCGGAAUGUACAAGUCAAGGACUGUCCACGGUCCCGGACCGUCUCAGCCCCGAGGUGCAGUCGAUAGACUUGUCGGGCAACACACUGCACUCUCUGCCCAGCGAGGCCUUCAGGGCCGUGGGUCUGGUGAACCUGCACAAGAUAUACCUCCGCGAGUGCGGCAUCGUGGAACUGCACAAGGACGCUUUCAAAGGUCUCGAGAUCCUGAUAGAACUGGACAUCUCGAACAACAGGAUACACAGUCUCCACCCGGGAACGUUCCGGGACAACGUGCGUCUCAGGAUACUGAUGAUGCACCACAACCCCAUCACCAAGCUGGAGGACGGUCUGUUCACCAACAUGACGUACCUGCAGACGAUAGACGUCACCAACUGCCAUCUCUCCCACAUCGGCCACAAGACGUUCGUCAACGUGCCGGUAUUGCACAACCUGCUGUUGGCGGACAACGGUCUAGUCCACAUGAAGGUGGCGGUGGUCGAACCCCUGACGCGGCUCGUGAGUCUGGACCUGCGUAACAACCCCUGGCGCUGCGACUGCCACCUCAAGGCUUUCCGCGACUGGACCAUGGAGAAGAACCUCAACGCGGACCCGACCACGUGCGCCGAACCCUCCUACCUUGCCAACCAGAAGUGGUCCGAGAUCGAACCCUCGAAGUUCGCUUGCAAACCGCAGAUCAUCUACCCGCCACCGGACAAAACCACCACGGUCGAGGCCCUCGGGGAAGAAGUGACGCUGAGCUGCAAGGUAGCAGGCAACCCUCAGCCUGAGGUCUACUGGGUUGUCAACUCCAGGAUCAUCUCCAACAGUACCAGAUCUAGUUAUGGAGAUUCGAGGUACACUGUUCGCGAAGGCGGUGGCUGGGUUAACCUGACUCUCGGCAGAGUUCGAGUCCAGGAUCGUGGGGAACUGACCUGCGUGGCUAAGAGUCCAGGGGGUGUGGACGAGCGCAAUGUCACCCUACUCGUCCCCCCCGGCUCCGGACAUCCCCACUCCUCCAGGGGUGGAGAGAACUGGCCACUGAUCCUGGGAUUGAUCACGGGUCUGAUCGCACUGCUGGUCGUGGUGCUGGUGCUGUGUUGCUGCCUCUGCCGCAGGAGUCGCCGCCGCCCUCCACCCAAGAAAAUGCCCGACGCCCCGAACGGCGAUCUCGCACACCCAGAGAAGAGCCUGCUCACGGUGGUAAAUCCUGUGCAGAAGCCACCGCGUCGCUACGAGGACAGACCGGCUGAACUGGCCGAGGUCAACCGAAACCUGCUGGACGACACGGGUACCAGUGUUGGGGGUGACUUCGAGGACAGGUCCACUGAGUCCGCAGCCACAACUCCCUGCGUGGAACCUCCCCACUACCCUCCCGAUUUGUUGGCCUUCCCUCGAGGCAUGAGCAGUCCGCCACACCUCUCUUCACCCACCCACGGCACAUUGCCAUACUCCAGGUCUCAGUCACCGUUCUCACCCACACGUCCCGGGUAUGUAACCAUACCCAGGAGGCCCAGGGUGCCCAGCUGGUCCAGUGCUCCCACCCCGACACUACUGGAAGAUCCCCUGGGACUACUUAAGUUGGAGCCGGUGUACGACAACCUGGGUCCUCGCACCACGGCAGAUGGCAGCUCUGUGUUGAGUCUUAACAAGAGUGUGGCAGAGCCUCAAGCCAGGCCUCGACCUCAGGUCCCACCUCAACACUGCAGCACUCUGCCCACCCCACGCAAGGUGCCCCGCCAGGCCCCCGAGGGUGCCCCGCUCCCACGCACAGUGUCUGCUGAGGGUCCGCUCUCACCUACUAGGCCCAAGGUGCCGCCCAAACCUCCGCCAAAGCCCAAGAAAAACGGACCCCUGUACGAGGACGAGGGAGAAGAUGGCACAGAAGUCUGAGGUCUGGUGUUUCCUCGUCUGGGUAGCUGGCAGAUAGCAGCUGUGUUCCUGGCCUGAGGGGUGGCACUGUGCCGGGGGUGUGAAUAGUUACGACAGGGUACAAGAAACAUGACAUUUGUGUUAGGAUUACGGCAGCUAAUUAUUCCGGAAGUCUCAUCAACCUUAUGGCGUCGUAAGAUUUCCGUGAUGUAGUCGAGUAUGAAACUUUUACUGCAUCGGUAGCUAGACCUUUCCCGUGCACUAUGAGGUGGUUCAUCGGAAAGCAGCUCACCUACUUUUAGUGCAGACAAACGAAUAGCAAAAUAGUGUAAAAUAUUCUCUACUGAAAUGAUCUAUUUGAUGACAACAAAUACUUGUGUUGUUUCUGAGAACCAUGACUCUUCAAUCAGUAUUAACUGGGUGCAUGUUUCAAGGUUCUUCUUCAGAGUAUAGAAUGCAGUUGCGAAAUUGUUUUCAGAUUAUCUGCUCCAAGUUUGUUUACUUUGUAAAUAGUUCCCCUCAGAGAUAAAGAUCUCACUCAGACAAAUGUACCAACUGCAUUUCUUACUUGGAAUAACCUUUGUGUGAGCUGCUUGUAAAUGAACCAUUUAAAUUGAUAUUAUAUAAUUUCUAAUUCCUUCAGAAGUUAAAAACUGUGUUUUUCAACUUUCUAAUAUUUAUCUUUAGAUUCGUUUAAAUUUCUAGGUGCUUUGAAGUUUUAAUUAAACCGUUAGUAAACAGUAAAAUAAGUAGUAAAACUUGACGAACAAGCAUUGAGUUUUAAUUUACUUGUUAGAUGUAUGUUGGUUGAUACCAGUUAGAAAAUUUAUCACGGUGCCUCUGUUUGGUGACAAAAUCUACUUUUAGAUUUGGAGUUAGAUAAUAUAUGUAUGUUGUAGCAUAAAAUGACAUAGUUUUUAAUUUUCUUCUCGUAUUAAAGUGUUAGUUUCACCAUUUUUGCAUAAGUGAUU